Podarcis muralis (Common wall lizard) is the source of this 2881-nucleotide messenger RNA. It is a transcript of the gene LMLN, whose product is annotated as leishmanolysin like peptidase. Lineage: Eukaryota; Metazoa; Chordata; Lepidosauria; Squamata; Lacertidae. Gene Ontology annotation, biological process: proteolysis; cell adhesion. The record is from RefSeq and is a predicted model, not a curated record. Gene Ontology annotation, cellular component: membrane; cytoplasm. Gene Ontology annotation, molecular function: metalloendopeptidase activity.
UGAUUGUUAGGACUCGCCUUUGGCUUCCGCGCAUCUUUCCGUCGUUUGCAGCGUUGUCGGCCGCCUGUUUUGCCUGUUUUUCGCAUUUGUGCUCGUAAAAGUUCCUGCUUUGAAUGCAAGUGAGGAUGGUGGGACCGGUUUCAGAAAUCUGAUUUAAAACUCUCCGCUCCUCCACUUCCUUGGGAUCCUUCGUUUGGGAAUGCCGAUGCGUGUCGCGGUUUGCAGCAAAGCAGUAACCUGUUGGUUGGUGCCGGUUGUCUCUUCCACGCAUCCCAGCAACUUAUUUUUUCCUAAGGAGGACCGCGAAACGCUAUGGGAAAAUAGCUUUAAGCCGUGCCGCUCCGAUAUUUUUUGUCAUUAUGUUAGACUAAAGGCAGGGAAAUGGCUCUACAGUUUUGGUAUUUACCUCGCGGGGUUAUCUAUAAAGUUUAUCUUAAGGAAAAUCGUGUUAUAAAGAGAAAUGUGGAUGAACAACUAAGAAUUAAGACAGUAUAUGACAAAAGUAUUGAGGAAUUGCCACCUGAAAAAAAGCACCUUAUAAAGAAUAAGCUUUUCCCGCAAGCUAUUUCCUAUUUAGAGAAGACAUUUCAAGUACGGAAACCUACUGGUACCAUUCUAUUAAGCAGACAGUGUGUAACAAAUGAAUAUUUAAGGAAGAAAGAUGACCCUCACCGAUACUGCCGAAAAGCCUGUGCAGAAUAUACAAAGUGUGGUCCAGUCACAGUUCCUGAGGAACACCUGCAGCAAUGUAGGGCGUGUAAUGAAAUGCUGGAUUGUGGACCUGUUGGUGUAAGAGACCAAAAAGGGGUUCGAGAUGCUGACUUUGUGUUAUAUGUUAGUGCUCUGACUACUGAAAGGUGUGGCCAAGAAAAUAUUAUUGCAUAUGCAGCAUACUGUCAACUAGAAGCUGAUAUGGACAGACCAAUUGCAGGGUAUGCUAAUCUUUGUCCGAAUAUGAUUUCAACCCAAGCACAAGAAUUUGCUGGCAUGCUGUCUACUGUGAAACAUGAAAUCAUUCAUGCACUGGGUUUUUCUGCUGGGCUGUUUGCAUUUUAUCGUGAUGAUGAUGGAAAUCCUUUGACUGCCCCAUCUCAAAAUGGAUUGCCACCCUUUAAUGAAAGCCUUGGUGUAUAUCAAUGGAGCAAUAAAGUAGUAAAUAGCGCUGUGCGGUUAUGGGAUGUACGGGGCAAUAAGAAACUGCUUCACAAUGUAUUCCUUCUGAUAACUCCUAAAGUAGUUGAGGAGGCCCGAAAACACUUUGGAUGUCAAUUUCUAGAGGGGAUGGAACUUGAAAAUCAAGGUGGCAUGGGUACAGAGCUCAAUCAUUGGGAAAAGAGAUUGUUGGAGAAUGAAGCUAUGACUGGAUCGCACACUCAGAACAGGGUCUUCUCCCGCAUCACUUUGGCAUUAAUGGAAGACACUGGCUGGUAUAAAGCCAAUUACAACAUGGCAGAAAAGCUUGAUUGGGGCAGAGAUAAAGGCUGUGACUUUGUGAUGAAAAGCUGUAAGUUUUGGAUUGAUCACAAGAGGAGAAGGAAAGAAUUGGUGGAUCCAUAUUGUGACACUCUGCGGACUAAUCCAUUGCAGCUAACCUGUAGACAGGACCAAAGAGCAGUGGCAGUGUGCAAUUUACAGAAAUUCCCACAACAGCUGCCUCAGGAAUAUCAGUAUUUUGACCGUCUUUAUGGGGUACCAUCAGAAGAUUUGCCUUAUUAUGGUGGGUCUGUUGAAAUUGCUGACUUCUGUCCAUUCAGUCAGGAAUUUAGCUGGCACUUAAGUGGUGAAUUUCAGCGAAGUUCAGACUGUAGAAUACUUGAAAAUCAACCAGAUCCUUUCAAAAACUAUGGUGCAGAGAAAUAUGGACCAAAUUCUGUGUGUCUCAUUCAGAAGUCAGCUUUUGUUAUGGAACAAUGCAGAAAGAAACUCAGUUACCCUGACUGGGGCAGUGGCUGUUACCAGGUUUCUUGUUCUCCCCGUGGGCUGACUGUUUGGGUCAAGGAUGAGUCAUAUUUGUGCAGUCGCUCAGGUCAAAUCCUAACCGUGAAUAUUCAGAUGAAUGGAUGGGUACAUAUUGGGAACCUAAUUUGCCCAGCGUGUUCAGACUUCUGCGAUUUCUGCCCACCUGAGCAGGAUCCUCCUCCAGUUGCUAAUUUAACAAGACUCACAUCUAUUGAUUUGUGUUCCUGUUCCCCUAGCCUGGUAGUAACCCUAUGGCUAUUGAUGGCAAACUUGCUUCCGCUACUGGCUGGAUUUCUUCUUUGUGCAUGGAGUUAAACCGGGCUCCCAGGUUACCCCAUAGACUACGUCUAGAGUACACUCCAUUUGAGUUCUUCUCAAAGGCAGCUAUCCGGAAGAGCAAACACAUCUCCACCUGCCUUGUGGCAAGAAGGCCGGCUGAUCACAGGCAGAAGGUGCUGGAGAAACAGCCUCCAUCCCGAGAGAGGCAAAGUUUACAGCGUCAUCUCAAUAAGUGCCAGUAUUACAGUUUUGUUUUUACAUUGGUAACAAAUUGUGGGGAACAAAAUCGCCAGUAGUGUUAUGUUGCCACUGGUCUGGAGCACUCUUGAUAGGCAGAAUUCUCUGAGACAGGUAGCAGAAUUUUUUGCAUCCUUAGAGAUAUACCUCAGAGUUUCCUUUAAUUUAAAAGCCAUGAAAAUAAGUCGUCAUCAUUGCUAAUAACUUGAGCCUAGUGUGGCUUUAUGGAUUCUUGCAGAUGUAUCCAAAGAGUUAGCCUUUUGGUACAGCUUUAGGAUGCUUCCAGAACUUAUUUGCUUUGUACACUCUGGUGAUUUGAAGAUACAGUGGUACCUCGGGUUAAGUACUUAAUUUGUUCCGGAGUUCCGUUCUUAACCUGAAACUGUUCUUCACCUGAAGCACCACU